AUCUGAAGUCUGCAGCCAUUAGUUGGGUCUUAUCAGGCAUCAACAUAUUGUACAAGUACAUCCUCCUGUCCAGCAGAGAGCGGAAAACUCCUGUCUCUCUUUCUGUCUGUCUCUCUCUCUCUCUCUCUCUCUCUCUCUUUCUGUCUGUCUCUCUCUCUCUCUCUCUCUCUCUUUCUGUAUGUGUCUCUUGCUCUCUUACAUCCCAUAGUAGAUCAACCCAACUGGUGGCCAACUAGAGCACUAUGUCCACCAGGGGCAGACGGACAGACAGACAGACAGACAGACAGACAGACAGACAGACAGACAGACAGACAGGUGCGUGGACACAUGUUCAUCAGUGUUAUUUAAAGAGAUCUAGCAGUGGUGUGUCAGUGGUGCAGAGUUCAUCGGUGCGUCUCUGAUCUUCUCUGAUCGCUUCAGAACAUCGCUCAUAGGGAAGGAAGUGAAGUGAAGAGAAGGAGGUUGUGCUCAAUCGACAGACAACACAAAUGAAGUCGCAUGUGUACACCAGAGAAAGUGACCACAAACCCGAAGAGCCGACUUCAGCUGCUCUGAAUUCAUUUAAGAGUCGCUCGCUAUCAUGAAAGUUCAUUACAUUGAAGAAAAAGAGGAUCUGGAGUUGAGGAACAGCAGUCGAUGUCUGAAGCAGUGAAAGGAAAUCGAUUGCAGAAGCGUGUUUUAAACAACUCAGGAAUCAUUUGUGUCCAGACAGAAGUGACUGAAUGUUUGAUCAGAGACUUGCAGAUGUUUGAGACAUUAAUACAGAAACACAAUGAGAAGACUCUGAGAUCAUCUGUCACCACAGGACGUUUUUUCAGUCUUGGGUCAUGAUGGAGAAAUCUUCAUCCCCAUCCUCACCCCCUCACUCCCCGCGUGUCAUCCAGCUCAUUGGCCCAACUCACGUGAGCCCUCCGGAUGCUAAUGAUGCGGCGAAUCGUACUGAACCGACCUCACCGGGGGGAGAGACCGAACCGACCCGGACCAAGGCCGGGACACCUCGGCGGCAGAGCCCUCCCGUGUCGUCAGCAGACCCUGCCCAAAUCUCCUCCUCACCUUCGACACCUCUCCCCCCCAAUAUUCCCGUCAUCAGUCUAGGUCACAGCAAACCCCCCAUGCUGGCCACCCCGCUGACGGCCCUGCACCCAGCACCCCCCCUCCCGCACCGCCCCGCUGAACUGCAUCUGACGCAUCUUUCCUCGCUGUCCGGACCCGCGGCCGCCCUGUUACCCCCUCCAUUUCUACAGACGCACCCUUUCAUCAACAGUUCUUUUCUUGCUCCGUCUAGAGGCUUUGGGAUCUUCAGUAGCGCUCGUAUGAAGAGACGGCCGUCGACACACUUUGAAUUGGAUCUAAAUGAAGGUCCUCCACAAAAGUUGGCUCGUCGUGUUUUCACUAAUAGUCGGGAACGCUGGCGGCAGCAAAACGUAAACGGGGCUUUUUCUGAACUUCGCAAACUCAUCCCAACUCACCCGCCUGACAAAAAACUCAGCAAAAACGAGAUCUUGCGACUGGCCAUGAAGUACAUUAACUUCCUCGUCAGGCUGCUGAACGACCAGGCGAGCGCUCGGCCGCGUGAAAGAACGACGGAUGGCACAGAAGACGCCGCUGGUGAGGUGCGAACCUGCAGUCCCACCCUUCCCCACAGAGACUCCGUGACGGCGUCGCCGGGAUCCAGUUGUUAUGGCGACACAGAUGGCGAGGAGGGAAAAUGUGGUAGCACUGGGAUUGUGGAGAAAGUUCAGGAACAGAUUCUGGUGGUCACAGCAAGUGACUGCCAGCGAUGACCAAGAACAACUAAACAUAAAGCGACCCAGUCAGACAAAAGCACUUCACUCGUACAAACUCUUCAAGACAUCGUGCGGUGAAUUGACAUUUUCUCUCUGAUGACGUCAGGCGUGUUGUUAAAGCACAGAUCUAUAGUUCAUGUGUUGAUAUGAUUCUUCAUGUCUGUUAGUUCUGCAUUUGAUUUCCUCUCACAGGCAGAAGUGCUGACAUAUUAGAAAAAAGACUCAGAUGGAGAAUAAAUAAACAACUUGACAUCAUUUUGAUAUAUAAAUAACAUGGGCUUAUUCACAGCAUUGUAUCUUAUUAAAUACCUUCAGUUGGCUUUGAAA
Messenger RNA from Misgurnus anguillicaudatus (oriental weatherfish), 2114 nucleotides. RefSeq names its product LYL1 basic helix-loop-helix family member (gene lyl1). Gene Ontology annotation, biological process: regulation of transcription by RNA polymerase II. Gene Ontology annotation, molecular function: RNA polymerase II cis-regulatory region sequence-specific DNA binding; protein dimerization activity; DNA-binding transcription factor activity, RNA polymerase II-specific. Lineage: Eukaryota; Metazoa; Chordata; Actinopteri; Cypriniformes; Cobitidae. The record is from RefSeq and is a predicted model, not a curated record.